Messenger RNA from Didymodactylos carnosus, 638 nucleotides. Lineage: Eukaryota; Metazoa; Rotifera; Eurotatoria; Philodinida; Philodinidae. The record is from the annotation of a GenBank genome assembly.
UCUUUAGAAGUACCUCUCAUAGCACCACUAACAGUCAAGCAGAUCUGAUACUGACAACUCUCUAAUUUUAGAAUAUUCUUUUGCGUAGUCAAUGAGUAUAUUUCGCUGCCAUGGUUAACUAGAGAUUAGAAAUACCGUUUAUGACCGUUUGUAAACAGUCUGCUCAUCAUCGACUGUUACAAUGGCAUAACAACUAUCUAGCCAAGCAUUCAUAAAUUAAUAAAACACUGCGCAACUAUAUUCAAACAUUAAUGGUUCAGUUUUUAAAUGAAGCUGAUCGUGUACUACAAUUCAUACCGGUAUUAUGUGGUAGUGCCUUUGAGGAAAUACAAGCAAUUCGACGUAAAGAUCAUACGGAUUAUGAUUUUCAAUUCGUUAUAACUAAUAAAUAUCAAAAUAUAUCCUUGAAACAAUGGCUGAUAGAGAUACUAAUGUCGCAAACUAGCAUUGAUGUCGUCAGUCUUUCACAUUGGUUAUUGAAAACACAAGUAGGAAAAUAUCUGUGCAGUAGAUUCGCCCAGCAACCUGGUGUAAUGAAAACAGAAAAUAGUGAUACACAUCUAUUUGUUUUUCUCGAUCAAGUCAAACAACCAAUUGGUCAACAGGUAUUUCCACAAUGUUAUGGGCGCUGUGAUUAA